Messenger RNA from Acanthisitta chloris (rifleman), 784 nucleotides. Its product is annotated as histidine--tRNA ligase, cytoplasmic-like. The record is from RefSeq and is a predicted model, not a curated record. Gene Ontology annotation, molecular function: identical protein binding. Gene Ontology annotation, cellular component: mitochondrion. Lineage: Eukaryota; Metazoa; Chordata; Aves; Passeriformes; Acanthisittidae. The annotation marks the transcript as partial. Gene Ontology annotation, biological process: mitochondrial translation. The transcript is spliced from 7 exons.
CAAAGGACAUGGAAAAGCUGCUGGAGAUGAAGGAGCAGCUGAGGGGAGAUGAGGGGAAGACCAAGUUUGUGCUGAAGACCCCCAAGGGCACACGGGACUAUGGCCCCAAGCAAAUGGCCAUCCGUGAGAGAGUCUUCAAUGCCAUCAUCUCCUGCUUCAAGCGCCACGGAGCAGAAGUCAUCGACACGCCAGUGUUUGAGCUGAAGGAGACGCUGACAGGGAAAUACGGCGAAGACUCGAAGCUCAUCUAUGAUCUGAAAGAUCAAGGGGGAGAGCUGCUGUCCCUGCGCUAUGACCUGACAGUGCCCUUCGCUCGCUACCUGGCCAUGAAUAAGAUCACCAACAUCAAGCGCUACCACAUUGCCAAGGUGUACAGGAGGGACAAUCCGGCCAUGACCCGCGGCCGCUACCGCGAGUUCUACCAGUGUGACUUUGACAUUGCUGGGCAGUUUGACCCCAUGAUUCCUGAUGCCGAGUGCCUGAAGAUUGUCCAUGAGAUCUUGAGUGACCUGCAGCUCGGGGACUUUGUCAUUAAGGUGAACGACCGGCGCAUCCUCGAUGGGAUGUUUGCAGUGUGUGGCGUCCCAGACAGCAAGUUCAGAACCAUCUGCUCCAGUGUGGACAAACUGGAUAAGGUGGCAUGGGAAGAAGUGAGGAGUGAGAUGGUGGGAGAGAAGGGUCUCUCUCCAGAGGCUGCGGAUCGCAUCGGGGAGUAUGUCCAGCUCCAUGGUGAGCACGACGGGGUCGAGGCCUUGGCCUUGUUCUUCCAGACUGAACAGGGAGG